AUGCGCGUUAAGGUGACUCUAGCAGCAGAGUGCCGCGGCUGAGCGGUCUUCCUCUGGGGUGGGAGUGAUGUGGCGGUGGGGAGUGUUUUCUGCUGCUUUCAGGAUCGGGCUCGAGGAGUGUCUUGGUCGCUAGUAAGGCGCUGCUGCUGCUAGAGGUUCUCCCUGGGCCAAGGGCUUCCCUCCACCUCAGUUGAGCAGGGCAGGCGGCGACAGGAGCUGUGGGCCUCUGGGGCCGCGGAUGCUUCCUGUGGCCUUUGGUGUAAGGAGCCGCCGUGGUGCGGGACCGGGGACCGGUUUGUGCGUGUGGCGCUGUGCGGCCGGUUUGUGAGCUCUGGGAAGAGUGAGUUCCUGUGCUUGAGGCUCUUUGAGAAGGCGUAGAGAUCCCAUUUUCUCUGCUGAUAGCGUCAUCUUGGAGGAAUAUGAUCUUGCUGCUCCACUAACUUGCUAGAAAUAUUGGCUUAUCUACGCCUCUGCCUGUGGUGCCUAUCCUUUCUCAGCGUAACUCGGCAGAGGAAGAAAAGCAGCCAAGCUGCAGAGAAUUUUAAGCAAGCAAAGCAGGAUGGAUGGGAAGAAGUGGUACCAAGUCACGAAUGGCAUGGUUUCAGCAGAGUUCAGGCCUCUUUGAAGAGUUCUGACAUCCAGGAGGCUGAAAAACACUCCAAUGAACAAAAAUGGAAGGAGGCAACAGUCCAAACAUGCAACUUCAGCAAAUCCCACUGGCCACAGCAGCGGUUUCUGUGCAGCCACACACAGACUCCUUUUCUUAUAAGGAGAACUUGAUUGGUGCAUUACUAGCUAUUUUUGGGCAUCUUGUUAUUAGUAUUGCACUCAAUCUCCAGAAAUACAGCCAUAUCCGGUUGGCAGGUUCCAAAGAUUCCCGAGCCUAUUUCAAAACCAAGACAUGGUGGUGUGGACUUUUUCUGCUGGUUCUGGGAGAACUGGGAGUGUUUUCCUCUUAUGCUUUUGCUCCUCUUUCACUGAUUGUGCCUCUCAGUGCAGUGUCUGUUAUAGCUAGUGCAAUCAUAGGAAUUAUAUUUAUUAAAGAAAAAUGGAAGCCCAAGGAAUUUUUGAGGCGAUAUGUUUUGUCCUUUGUAGGCUGUGGUUUGGCAAUUGUUGGAACUUAUCUGCUGAUUACAUUUGGACCUAAUAGUCAUGAGAAGAUGACAGGAGAAAAUAUCACUAGGCAUUUAGUGAGCUGGCCAUUUCUGUUGUAUAUGCUUGUGGAGAUCAUCAUAUUCUGCUUGCUACUGUAUUUUUACAAGGAGAAAAAUGCAAACUACAUUGUAAUUAUUCUCCUGUUAGUAGCUUUGCUGGGUUCCAUGACUGUUGUAACAGUGAAGGCUGUGGCAGGCAUGAUUGUUGUCUCAAUACGAGGAAACCUCCAACUUAACUACCCGAUAUUUUAUAUCAUGUUGGUGUGCAUGAUUGCUACAGCAGUCUUUCAAGCAACAUUUUUAGCUCAAGCUUCACAGCUCUAUGACUCAUCCCAGAUUGCGAGCAUUGGCUACAUCCUGUCCACAACAGUAGCUAUCACAGCAGGAGCAACUUUCUACCUGGAUUUCACUGGUGAAGAUGUUCUUCAUAUAUGUAUGUUUGCACUUGGAUGCCUCAUAGCAUUUCUAGGUGUCUUCCUGAUCACAAGAAAUAGGAAGAAAUCUGUACCGUUUGAACCUUAUAUAUCAAUGGAUGCUAUGCCAGGUAUGCAAAACAUGCAUGACAAAGGGAUUGCAGUUCAGCCUGACCUCAAAGCUUCCUUUUCCUAUGGUGCCCUAGAGAACAAUGACAACAUGCCAGAAAUUUAUACACCAGCUACGCUGCCAAUAGUGCAGGAGCAACAUGGUUCCAGGGGAGUUUCUGCUCCACCAUACCGGGUUCUGGAGCACAGCAAAAAGGAGUGAAUGACCUUUAGGGGACUGAUUUGACUCAUCAGAAGUAUGACCUUUAUUUAUUUACCUGAUUAAAAUAUACGCAAGUGUUAAGCCAACUUUGGUAUAGUUUAAAGUUUGUCUCAAACUUAACUUUUAAGACUGAUUAUUAAAAUAAGCAACUCUCUGUAGUUGUGAAGUUGAAAGCAUUCCUCUUAGCAAGAAGUAAAUCACAGUCCUCUGUUGAAGGCUGCUGUCCAAGAGUAUGAAAUACUGACUACAGUAUCAUGGCUUUAGGAAUCUAAUGAAAUAGUAGACGCUGUGAGAAUGCAGAGCUGUGGGAAGAGAAGUAAUCAUGCAGUUUUUAGCCCUGCUGGGAGUGGGUUUAUUUCCAAAUAGAGGUUUUCAGGGGUUGUUCACAGUAAGAGGAGGGAAGGAUUUAAUCUUUUACAUAGAGAGACUGAUGGAUAUUUAGAAAAGUUAUAAAUCCUCACAUUUCUAACAUAACCACCAUGCUACCUUAACAUGGCAAUAAAAUCUAAUUGUUUUCAAGCACGAAUACUGAAACUUACUGUGUAUUCUUGGGCUUUUCUUGUAUAGCCAUUCUUUAGCUUGUGUUAAAGGUAUGUACUGAGCAUGUUAAUUCUUUAUCUAGCACUGCUGGAUUACAUGACAGUUUAGAACAAAGACUGUUGGCCAUUUCUGUCGUUUCACAGCAAGAGCUUCAAGUUGGAUCAAAGGGUACAGGGACAACACUGCAGUAAUGGGACUGGAAGGAUAUUUUACUGGGUCUUGAUGAGAUUCUAAUUCUUUACCAUUUUUUGUUUUCUCUCUCUAGUUGAGAUAGGGUUUCCAACUUUGUUUAGUAGUCUUAAAUGCUUAAAGAUGUCAACAUUCCUUUGGCAGCGUUAAAAAGUUAAGGUGUUGUAGGUAGGUGUGCCAUUUUGUGCUCCUGUAUUCUAAGAAGCAAAAAAGGUACUGCCCUAGUACUGUGAAUGACCUAGUAGGAAGAAUGAGCACGCGUAAUCCUGCACUCAGAGAGAACUGCCAGAAUAAUGAAGCAUUGUGUACUUAAGGUAUUUAUCUUUCCAGUCUCCAAGAGAUGGCUGUAAGCUGAUAUAAAGGGAGAACAGACAGAGGGGGGCAAGCCGGUUAAGUGAAGGGGACAAAGUACAACAUUUACCAGAGUAUGCAAGUGUUUUUGGCGUUCUGAUAUCAUCUUCUCUAGAAGCAAUCCUUUUACUAGGAAAGAAAAUUUUAAGUCUACUUUGUUGUAUCUUGGGCUGUAUGCAUAGUAGGGUGUCUCCAUGACCUUAGAAGACUUAAUUUGAAAUGAAUAGUGAAUGUGUUCUGUGCAUUUUUAAGUGUUAACUCUGAUACUAAGGGGCUUGGAAGGAUCUUGAAUUUAGAGCUGUGGCUUCCUGCAUUUUUUCUUUAUUUUUUUUUCCUUUUUUUUCUUUUUUUUUUGACUCACAGCCAGAUUCUUUUCCCACUACCAAAAAUUCCUGAGAGCUUAACUAACUUAUAAAUAAUUCCUUCUGUUUCAUGUUAUUAUAGAUGACAACAGAACUAUUCUUUUGCAUAUGUUUUCCUUGGCAGCUAUGAAUACUAAUUAAGUCUGGAAAUAUAUGAGACUGCAUUGACAGUUUUGGGCAACUUAAAUAAGAAUGAACCCCUCCUCCUGCAAAGGGAGGAUGCCUAGAGGCUGUGCAUGUGCCUAUAUGUGAAGUUGCUUCUCCAGUUUGGUAUAUUUGACAAUGGAAACUAGUGGCAUCGCAUAGCGGCAGAGCUUAGGAAACCUCAAGAAAUACCAACUUUUCUUUUGCCCACAAUACUUCUUAUGCUUAAGUAGGAUAACAAUGUUAAUGGGCUAGUACUGCCAGUACAUUAAUCUGUGUAAUCCUGUGUAAUUGAGCAUAGUUUUCCCAGUUCUUAGUUUCUUAGUAGUAUUUAAAUUGUAAUUGUAAGGCUGUUUUUAUUCCUAAUACCUUGCUUUUAGAAGCUGCCUGACAAGGGAUCCCAAGGGAGGUAAUUCCUAUUGAGUAAUGUGAAAUAUUGCUAUUCGUGUGUCUAUUUCUAGAGCACACAAACAACAGUAUUUUAGAUAACUCACAAGUAGAGCCUGUGGAGUUUCUUGGGCUAUAGAUUUGAACUCAGUGCGCUGGUGUUGUGAGAGCUGCACUCUUCCACAGUAAGCGUGGUGGUAGGACUGCCAAACUGGUCCUCACCCCUUCAUGCUGCCUAUGUUCAAUACUUGAAUUUUAACUUUUUUUUUAUGUACUCUUCCCCUUUCUUGUUUUUUCUCACAAGCUUUCAGAAGAUUGUACGUGCUGCUCUGCACUAUGUUUUUACAGAUGCCGUCCCUGUUCCUGAGAAGGCACAAGUAGACUGAGCGUAGGACUUAGCCAGUCUUUCUAACAGAGGGAGGGUAUAGCUCAGGAUUACAAUUACCUCCUUACCUUUCCUCUAAUUCAGAGCUUGGAAACUGAAAAUGGGAAGUUCUCUGUACCCUCAGACUUUCUACAGAAUAUUUCUAGGGCUGAGGUGACAGUGGCCAUGCCUGGGAUUGCAGCAGGCAUUCAUGACUAAAAUGCCCCUAAAAAUUUAAAGGAGAGCUGCAUGACAUGUGCUCAUCUUUUUUGCAGCAUGGAAAAUAACCUGUUGCUGUAAAGCACGUAAUUUAACACACAGAUGUCAAAUCUUCACUAUCCACAGCUGAUCCACAGAGAGGUAGUGUGCUGUGAACAGUGGAGCAUAGCUUGCUUUCCAAAUGUGCAGCAUUUUGUUCAGAAUCAACACUGGAAAAGCAUGCACAUAAUCCACCUGACUGCUGUCUCCAUUACGGAUUGGGAAGACUAGGUCUUUGACUCUCCUAGCUUAAUGAAAUGUGAACUGACUUUUGUUGCCUUUACACUGUGUGGCUUCUCAGUGCACCAGUGCACUUAAUAUGUUCUCACUGUGUAUCUUGCAUAUAGCUUUAUGCUGUGGUAUACAGCUGCAGUGUUGACUGAAUGUACAAAAUGUUCAUGUGAAAAUGUAUGUAUAAAUGUGGCUUUACAGUGUUGAACCCUGAGGAUGACUGCUUCAUUUUUCGUAAGGAGUGUUGCAUGUCUGUUUAAUUCUGUCUUUUUGAUGACACCUCUGGAAAUUUAACUUAAUAAAAGAUUCUGGUAAAACCUA
Molecule: messenger RNA, 5045 nt
Organism: Gallus gallus (chicken)
Lineage: Eukaryota; Metazoa; Chordata; Aves; Galliformes; Phasianidae
Gene: NIPAL3
Product: NIPA like domain containing 3
Exons: 14
Coding region: 672-1898 (408 amino acids)
Biological process (GO): magnesium ion transport
Cellular component (GO): membrane
Molecular function (GO): magnesium ion transmembrane transporter activity
Source: RefSeq, a predicted model, not a curated record